This is a messenger RNA of Aphanomyces invadans, 1722 nucleotides long. RefSeq lists its product as hypothetical. The transcript has 2 exons. Bases 118 to 510 code for a protein of 130 amino acids. NCBI's taxonomy places the organism in Eukaryota, Oomycota, Saprolegniomycetes, Saprolegniales, Verrucalvaceae. The record is from RefSeq and is a predicted model, not a curated record.
CACGACCCCAAGCGGAUCGACAUCUCGUGGGAUUGCUUGGCGUCACGGCGGGGGUCGUGCCGGACGGGUGGCUCGCUCCCCACAACGUUAUUUUUGAAUCCGCCGACCCCCACUAGCAUGUCCGACAUGCAGUGCAAAUACGCGUACAAGGAAUGCUACAACUUGCGCACCCUACGACGCGACGGUGGCAUCCAUCGCCUCUGCGAGUUUCACCGGAGCAAAGCGAACGCGCUGCAAAAGGCUUACGCGACGAAGCGCCGUAGGGAACUGCGCGCCCAGAAGCGCCUCGUCCUUAACACGAAACUGGGGCCAUUCGAACCCGUCCGAUUUGUCACCCCCGCACCAGCAAGCGUCAACUCCACCCCUCGUGCAACGAUCGACCUGUGCGAUAUUGUAUAUGCAGACUUUGUCUGCCCGGUUCACGAAUGCGCAGUGGCCCGGAUCGACGACCAGUCGGACGUUGAAACACUCUCAGACGACGAAGUCGCCUUCUUGAACGGCGUCUUGUAGGUAGAAUCCUGCUCGUGGCGUGUGUGUCGUAACUCCGUGUCAAGCAUGCUGUCUUCGCUCCUUUGAGGUGUGGGUUCGAGCUAAGGCUGGCUGGUCUUGGCUACCCCAGUACCCCAGCACAACUCGGUUGCGUUUCAAAACAGGGUGAACUCGCCGUCGACUUGGUGGUGAAGCCCCCCCACACUCCCUUUCCCGCGCAUGGCUGUGCUGCAUGGAGGAGAAGAGGCCAAAGUAAGGAUUGGUUGUCAUUUCUCUUGAUGUUGCGGUUCCAAGCACAGCAACGCUUGUUCCACGUGGGGAUGGAUGACCUCAACUUGGGCAAGUUCAGACAAACCCUGGCCGCUCGAAGCAGGACACCGACAGCUGUCUGGAGCAUGUGCAAGAGGCUGGACAGCGUGCGCCCCCACUUCCUCCGCGAUUACUCAGACUUCGACAAAUCGAUUGGUUCAAGCCGUCACAAACCAGGGGAUGUGGCAGCGACUAUCCUGCUGCCCUUGGGGAUCUCAGACCGCCACGAAUUGAACUCGCGAAUUCCCCCCUUUCGUCCUCCGCAUCAGUGGGGUUGCGCCAGGCAAGCCCUUCCUCUGAACCGUAGACCCAUUAACGGCACACUUGUGGCGGCCGCGGACUAGCAAGCUUGCCCGAGGACAUUGCACAAUGGCCCUCCAAUCAAUUACACGGCGUGGGUUUGGGCGGAACGAACGUACCCCCCCCCUUCCCUUCACUCCCACUAACCCCUCAAGGUGUCAAUGGUGGCCCCCUUUGCAUGAUCAGUGGGCGACUGGACGCGUCCGAGUUCAUGUAUAUUCGGGAAUGGUUCUCUCGUGUUCGCAGGAAAAUACGCUGCGUAUUUCUCGCACUUGCCACUUCGACUCAAUUUCGUCGCCAUUGUCACUGCCGCUGCACGGGCACAAGCAAGUGCUCUUGCUUGGCUGAAGAUCUGGUCAUGUGUCCAACAAACCUCCUCGACACCCCGGUCGAGCUGUCAUGAGGACCACGAUGGGUGCUUCUCCCCACAAUGCGCGAACGAUCCAGGCAGAGCGGGCGGUGCCAAGGGGCUCGGCACGCCCCAGACGACGGGCGGCAUGAACCACCAGACGAAGCGUCGACAUGAUGUCGCUGCAGAAAUUGUCCCAAUUCCAUCGUUCGGGGUUUCGUAAAAUAUUGCCAAAAUCGACCUGAAUUUGUCCGAACACUGAAUUUUUUUGCGCA